Messenger RNA from Cajanus cajan (pigeon pea), 2432 nucleotides. Its product is annotated as cytosolic endo-beta-N-acetylglucosaminidase 1. Gene Ontology annotation, molecular function: mannosyl-glycoprotein endo-beta-N-acetylglucosaminidase activity. Gene Ontology annotation, biological process: protein deglycosylation. Lineage: Eukaryota; Viridiplantae; Streptophyta; Magnoliopsida; Fabales; Fabaceae. The record is from RefSeq and is a predicted model, not a curated record. Gene Ontology annotation, cellular component: cytoplasm.
AUAAUUUAUCUUUCUGGAGUUAAACAGGUUAACGUGAAGUGAAUGCUUAAGCUGAAGAAGCAUCUACCCUAGAAAAUGCUUAAACAUAACCAUAGUUGGUGUGUGUGGGAUGAUUCCACGGCUUCUCGGAGCCUAUAUAAAUCGCCAAUUCUUAAUCAACGUUCGACACAUCAUACGUUUCUUCAUUGCAGAAAUUCAGACACUGUGGCAAUUCGUGACCAUGUCCUACCCCAAAUCCGAGUCAGUGUCUGGACCCUCUGAUUCGGAAGUUCCACCGACUGAACCCUCUGUGCCCAUUUCUUAUCCAAUCAAAACCCUUCAGGAGUUGGAGUCUCGCUCCUAUUUUCAGUCCUUUCACUACCCUUUCAACAAAGCUUCGGUUCCUAUCAAUGGGAAUGGGAAUUCUUCUUCGUUGCCCAAUAGGCGCAGAUUGCUUGUGUGCCAUGACAUGGCUGGCGGCUACUUGGAUGAUAAGUGGAUUCAAGGUGGCACUAACCCCGAUGCUUAUGCCAUUUGGCAUUGGCAUUUGAUCGAUGUCUUUGUUUACUUUUCACACACUCUCGUUACUCUUCCCCCUCCUUCAUGGACUAACGCAGCUCAUCGCCAUGGUGUUAAGGUGUUGGGGACCUUCAUCACUGAGUGGGAUGAGGGAAGGGCUGCCUGUGAUACACUGCUUUCAACAAAGGAAACUGCACAGAUGUAUGCAGAACGUCUGGCAGAGCUUGCUGCUGCGUUAGGCUUCGAUGGGUGGCUAAUAAAUAUGGAAGUAAAUUUGGAUCAGGAUCAAAUUUUUAAUUUGAAAGAGUUUGUAGACCAUUUAUCAUUAACAAUGCAUUCUUCUGUGCCUGGAUCGUUAGUGCUAUGGUAUGACAGCGUUACAGUUGAUGGUAAAUUGAAUUGGCAAGAUCAAUUAAAUGAACAUAAUAAACCAUUUUUUGAUAUAUGUGAUGGAAUAUUUGUGAACUAUACAUGGAAGGAAGACUAUCCAAGGCUCUCUGCUUCUGUUGCCAGUGAUCGGAAGUUCGAUGUGUACAUGGGAAUUGAUGUGUUUGGAAGGAACACAUAUGGUGGUGGACAGUGGAAUGUAAAUGUUGCUCUUGAUGUACUAAGAAAGAAUGAUGUCUCUGCUGCAAUAUUUGCUCCUGGAUGGAUCCAUGAGACAAAACAACCACCAGAUUUUGCAACUGCUCAGAAUAGUUGGUGGGGUCUUGUGGAAAAGUCAUGGGGAGUACCGCAAAAAUUUCCUGGAGUACUACCAUUCUACACUAAUUUUGAUCAGGGACGUGGUUAUCAUAUUUCAGUUGAUGGUGACAAUGUAUCAGAUGCUAGCUGGUGCAACAUGUCUUGCCAAGGCUUUCAGCCACUCCUUGGGUCUGCUGAUCCUACAAAUUCUAUUCAAGUUUCUGUAGACUUGAAGGAAGCAUCAUAUAAUGGAGGGGGAAACAUUACAUUCAGAGGAUCUCUUGAAGAUCAAACUUACUUUGAGAGGAAAAUCUUUCAAGGAGAGUUUCUUUUGAGCGAGUUGCCUAUCCACUUCAUUUAUUCUGUUAAAUCAGAUGGCAAUUCUUCAUUGGGACUUAAGCUCGAGUUCACUUCUACCAGCAACCAAAGAGCGUCUAUACUUCUCACAUCCCAUGCAGUGAAUCAUUUCUCAAGCAAUUUCAGCAAAGUAAUCAUGACUCGUGAACACAAGGGAUUAUCCUCUGGUUGGGUUAUAAAUGAAGGUGUAGUUGCAAUGAAUGGAUACACUUUAUCAGAAAUACAUGCAGUGUGCUAUAGAUCAGAUUCACCAUUCAAUGAAAUACGAUAUCAACACAGAUCAACUGGCAAUGAUGAAACUCUGGCUCCCCCAUCAAAUUAUUUUGCACUUCUUGGUCAUAUCACAAUGAAGACUUCUGACUAUAAGUCAGAUUUUCCUAUGUCUUCUUCUUGGCAAGUUGAAGGUAGCUGCAUAAAAUGGACAUCAGACCCUCUGGGUUCAAAGACCCUUGAUGUUAAAAUUUCUUGGGAACUGAAAAAUGGAAAUAAUUAUCUAUUUCUAAAAUACAACUUGUACUUGGUGAAAUUAUCAAAACAAGCACGUACAACAUUUGAGGAUGUGAAGGAGUACCUCGGAGUAGCAGAAGUAAACUGUUUUUAUGUUUCUGACCUCGAUAUUCCUUCAGACACUUCUAGUCUCAAAUUUAUAAUACAAGUUUGUGGUGUAGAUGGGACAAUUCAGGAACUGGAUGAGUCUCCAUAUUAUCAAUUGGAGGUUGAAGGUUCCUAAGUUGUCAUUAAUAUGUAAAAUUAUUUCUCCAAUAAAAGAAGGUCCCUAAAUUGUUAUUAGAAUGUUGUACCAGAAUUGAAUAAUUCAAGUUUAUGCUGCUGUAUGCAACAAAACUUCUCUCAGUUUCGCCUAUUAAAUCCAUACUUCCUAAUUUAAUGCUCAA